Perca fluviatilis (European perch) is the source of this 632-nucleotide messenger RNA. RefSeq names its product NOP10 ribonucleoprotein homolog (yeast) (gene nop10). The transcript has 2 exons. The coding region runs from base 160 to 354 and encodes 64 amino acids. The record is from RefSeq and is a predicted model, not a curated record. NCBI's taxonomy places the organism in Eukaryota, Metazoa, Chordata, Actinopteri, Perciformes, Percidae. Gene Ontology annotation, biological process: snRNA pseudouridine synthesis; rRNA pseudouridine synthesis; positive regulation of telomerase RNA localization to Cajal body. Gene Ontology annotation, molecular function: box H/ACA snoRNA binding; telomerase RNA binding. Gene Ontology annotation, cellular component: box H/ACA telomerase RNP complex; box H/ACA snoRNP complex.
AAUUCUAAACCGGAUAUCCGCCCUGCGACUGAGUGUAACUUCGCUGCACGUGGAUUUCCGAAUAGAAAGAGCGUGUUACCUGCUACUUUUGAGAUUUUCGUGGAUAUAAAACAAGCUCUUUGAUAUAUUUUGAAACGUUGAGAGUAACUUGUCGUCAAGAUGUUUCUGCAGUUUUACCUAAAUGAUAACGGGGACAGAGUUUACACUCUGAAGAAGAUUUGUCCUGAUGGGCAGCCCACCAGCUCGGCCCACCCGGCUCGCUUCUCCCCAGACGACAAGUUCUCCCGACACCGGGUGACGGUGAAGAAACGCUUCGGCCUUCUGCUCACCCAGCGACCCAGACCUGUUCUGUGAGAGAGAGAGAGAUGGAGGGAUGGAGAUCAGACCAAGGAAUUGAGUGAUGAAGGCUCAGAUGAGACUCUAAAGCAAACGGUCAAAAACACAUUGAGGAUCCCAAUUUAUGAACGUGCAGCCAGGAUUUGUCAAGUUUCACCCAAAUUCAGGGGGCUGCUCAUGCGUUGGAUAUCAACAGUCAUUGAUGUUAUGGAUUUUUUUUUUUUUCUGUAGUUUGACAUUCUUUUGACAUAAUGUUAUAUAGUUUUCAUUCCAAAUAAAUGUUUUGGUUGAUUGUU